Molecule: messenger RNA, 1599 nt
Organism: Loxodonta africana (African savanna elephant)
Lineage: Eukaryota; Metazoa; Chordata; Mammalia; Proboscidea; Elephantidae
Product: cytochrome P450 2A13-like
Exons: 9
Coding region: 1-1599 (532 amino acids)
Biological process (GO): coumarin metabolic process; xenobiotic metabolic process; epoxygenase P450 pathway
Cellular component (GO): intracellular membrane-bounded organelle; cytoplasm
Molecular function (GO): arachidonate epoxygenase activity; oxidoreductase activity, acting on paired donors, with incorporation or reduction of molecular oxygen, reduced flavin or flavoprotein as one donor, and incorporation of one atom of oxygen; heme binding
Source: RefSeq, a predicted model, not a curated record
AUGCUGGCCUCAGGGAUUCUUCUGGUGGCUUUGCUGGCCUGCCUGUCUGUAAUGGUCUUGAUGUCUGUCUGGCAACAAAGGAAGCUCUGGGGGAAGCUUCCUCCUGGGCCCACUCCCUUGCCUUUCAUCGGGAACUACCUGCAGCUGAACACACAGCACAUGUACAACUCCCUGAAGAAGGUGUCGCAAGGCAGGGGGCUGCUCCCUCUAACCACUCUCACCCACCUCCACCAGCUCAGUGAGCGCUAUGGUUCGGUGUUCACGGUCCACCUGGGGCCCCGGCGGGUUGUGGUACUGUGGGGAUUCGAUGCUGUGAAGGAGGCUCUGGUGGACCAGGCUGAGGAAUUCAGCGGACGAGGCGAGCAGGCCACCUUCAGCGAGAUCUUCAAAGGCUACGGAGUGGCGUUCAGCAACGGGGAGCGCGCCAAGCAGCUCCGGCGCUUCUCCAUCACCACGCUGCGGGACUUCGGCGUGGGAAAGCGCGGCAUUGAGGAGCGCAUCCAGGAGGAGGCUGGCUUCCUCAUCGAGGCCUUCCGGGGCACGCGCUGUGAGCUGGGACCCCAGAGGGCGCGGGAAGGAGAAGGGAAAAGCUCGGUGGGAAGGACCUGCGCCUUCAUCGAUCCCACCUACUUCGGGAGCCGUGCGGUCUCCAACGUCAUCAGCUCCAUCGUCUUUGGAAACCGCUUUGCCUAUGAGGAUAAAGAGUUCCUGUCACUGCUGCGUAUGAUACUGGGAAGCUUCCAGUUCACAGCUACUGCUACCGGACAGCUCUAUGACAUGUUCUACUCGGUAAUGAAACACCUACCAGGGCCACAGCAACAGGCCUUUAAGGAGCUGCACGGGCUGGAGGAUUUCAUAACCAAGAAGGUGGAGCAGAACCAGCGCACACUGGACCCCAACUCCCCACGGGACUUCAUCGACUCCUUCCUCAUCCGCAUGCAGGAGGAGAAGAAGAACCCCAACACAGAGUUCCAUAUGAAGAAUCUGGUGAUGACCACGCUGGCCCUCUUCUUUGCCGGCACAGAAACCAUCAGCACGACCCUGCGCUGGGGCUUCCUGCUGCUCAUGAAGCACCCAGAUGUGCAGGCCAAGGUGCGUGAAGAGAUUGACCAAGUGAUUGGCAAGAGCCGUCAGCCCAAGUUUGAGGACCGGGCCAAGAUGCCCUACACCGAGGCAGUGAUCCAUGAGAUCCAGAGAUUUACAGACAUGAUCCCCAUGGGGUUGCCCCGCAGGGUCACCAAGGACACCAAGUUUCGGGACUUCUUCAUCCCCAAGGGCACAGAAGUGUUCCCUAUGCUGGGCUCCGUGCUGAGAGACACCAAGUUCUUCUCCAACCCCCAAGAUUUCAACCCCCAGCACUUCCUGGAUGAGAAAGGGCAAUUUAAGAAGAACGACGCCUUUGUGCCCUUCUCCAUUGGAAAGCGGUACUGUUUUGGGGAAGGUCUGGCCAGAAUGGAGCUCUUUGUCUUCCUUACCACCAUCUUGCAGAACUUCUGCUUCAAGUCCCCACAGUUGCCCAAGGACAUCGAUAUGUCUCCCAAACAUGUGGGCUUUGCCACCAUCCCACAAACCUACACCAUGAGCUUCUUGCCCCGCUGA